Messenger RNA from Papilio machaon (common yellow swallowtail), 2284 nucleotides. Its product is annotated as tyrosine-protein kinase-like otk. The record is from RefSeq and is a predicted model, not a curated record. The coding region runs from base 242 to 2275 and encodes 677 amino acids. Gene Ontology annotation, biological process: cell surface receptor protein tyrosine kinase signaling pathway; multicellular organism development; positive regulation of kinase activity. Gene Ontology annotation, cellular component: signaling receptor complex. Gene Ontology annotation, molecular function: ATP binding; transmembrane receptor protein tyrosine kinase activity. The transcript is spliced from 18 exons. NCBI's taxonomy places the organism in Eukaryota, Metazoa, Arthropoda, Insecta, Lepidoptera, Papilionidae.
GCAUUCUACGUUUGUGUGCCGUAGAUGAAAGCGGUUGUUCAAAAGCGCCGGUCGAGUUCGCCAGUCGCUCCUUCUGUCGAUCGUGCGGUUGCUUUUGACUUGUGUUUACAACGCGUUCUUCCUUUGAAAAAAAAACAAAAACAUGCUUCCGAAGGUCUUCUAAAUUAAAAAUGGACGAAAAUUAUUCUAAAUACGAAUUUUAAAACCUGUAGUGAACAAUUAGUGUUUGUUAGUGGGAAAAAUGUGUGUAUUUCGCCUGUUUUUAUUCGUUUCGCUGCUCUUAUCCGGUAUUCUACAAAGCUCUGGAUAUGAAGAUGUACAUCAUUCGGCGCAUAGAAUUAAAGCUCAUCGACCCAGCCGGAGACAUAGAGCUGCCAAUGAUGGCGCGCUGCGUUUCGAUCCGGAGCCCUAUAACCGCAAGCUGGGACUGAACUCCUCGGGGAAGGUGCACUGCAAAGUCGCCGGUGGCGUAGCACCAACUGUGCAAUGGUUUUUGAACGAACAGGACCCGUUACCUGAAGGAGUGACGUCACAGAACGGAACUCUGCUGGUGACGGAUGCGUCACGCCGUCAUUCCGGCCAGUACACCUGCCGUGCUACUGAUGGAGAUCAUUCUAUCACCGCCAAGAUUACUCUGGAUGUUGUUGUAUCGCCACGUGUAAUAGAACCGGAAGCCGGACAGCAGAGGCACGUGUCCAUCGGACAAACAGUCCGGCUGGACUGCCGGGCGUCCGGAGAUCCGCCGCCCACUAUACACUGGGAUCGCAACUUGACCGUUCUUAAUAGACAACAAAAUGACGUAGAUGAAGAGGGUGGAGUUAACGCUUCAUUUUCAAGAUUGCUCCUCUUAAAGAAUGGUUCUCUACUAAUUCGGGAUGCAGUGGAACAAGACUCGGACAGAUACGGGUGCACUGCGGGCAGUGCCGCCGGUCUGGACCGGAAGGAACUGGUCUUGAUCGUACAUCCAGAAGGUGAAUUACCACCAUCAGAGUCAACUGGAGUAGCAGGCAAGGCGGUCCUAGUGUCUAUCUCCGUAGCGGGAGCGUACAUGUUACUAGUCCUUGCAUUAAUGGUCUACUGUAGAAGACGAAGACUGCAAAGAAGACAGAGAGGAGAGAAAAUGGAGUUAGAGAUGCAAGAAGGACGAGAGAAGUUAGUGGAAGAGGGGGAAGAAGAUAAAAAGAAUCAAAAUGGCGCUGCCGUGCAGAAUGGAAGACUUUUGCCUAUGGAUAGAGAUAGUGGUGCGGAUAAUUCUGAAGUGUCCGGUAUAUCUAAAGCUUCUAAGAAGUCCGGACAAUAUGAGCAUUUGUCAAUACCACGGACAUUGCUCACCGAAGAAAUUACAUUGGGUCGCGGUGAAUUUGGCGAUGUUCUGAUGGCUAAGAUAGAUAUUGUACAAGUUAGAAAACUGCGCACCAAAGAGGAAGGAGAUUGUGAGCCGCAGAUAAAACCUGUUCUUGUCAAAGUUCUCACCACCAAAGAUGAGGUACAAUUAGCAGAAUUCCGUCGCCAGUUGGAUAUGUUCAAUCGCGUGCGACAUGAAAAUGUCGCGCGACUGAUCGGUCUGUGCAACGACGCGGACCCACACUACAUGCUUCUCGAACAUACAGACUGGGGUGACCUGAAAAGCUUCUUAAUCGCAACUCGCUCUGAAGAAGAGGACGCGGAGUACUGCGCGCGCGUUGGGCCCGCGUAUGUACCGCGUAGUGAACGCCGCGCAGAACAACUAGGGCCGCACCACGCCGCGCUGCUCGCCGCGCACCUCGCCGCGGCUGCCGCGCGACUCGCCGCCAAGCGCAUCACGCACAGGGACAUAGCUGCGCGCAAUUGCGUCAUAACUUCCCAGUUGCAGCUGAAACUGUCGUAUCCUGCGCUAACACGCGGCCCGCACUCGCACGAGUACUACAAGCUGCAUGAUCAGGUUAUACCGCUGAGAUGGCUACCUUCAGAGGCUGUACUUGAAGGAGAUUAUUCUACCAAAUCUGAUGUCUACAUGUUUGCUGCUACUGUUUGGGAGAUUUAUACAAAAGCAGAGUUGCCAUUUGCUAAAUUGAAUGAUAACUCAGUACUUGAGAGGCUGAAGACAGGCAAACAGGAAUGGGUCACACCGUCAGCUAUGCCGGACAAAAUGGCCACAUUGCUUAAACGCUGUUGGAGUCACUCGCCCACAGAUCGUCCGCAAUUUUCAGAAAUAUGUGAAGAAGUUGGUAAUAUAUUGAAAGAAAUCACCGCUGAGAAUGCAUCUCAACACUCACAGACAGAAGUAGAAGAAUAAAGAAUAAAG